GUAACUGCGGAUGAGGGGAUCCUGCACGCUUCUGGUGGUGGUGUACCUCCAGUAACAAAGGAUUACUGCGUCAUUUACAAUUCUAAUUGGAUAUCUCUUCCAAAGAGUCUGGACAAUGCUACUUUCAGGACUCUGGAAAACCUGACUUCUACGGUACUCUGCAGUUCUUCUGAAGUUCCUGCUGGCUUAAUGAAGGACAAAGCAGUUGUAGUGUUGAGAGGAAACUGCACUUUUUUGGAGAAAGCAAGGAUUGCACAAAGGUUGGGUGCUAAAAUGCUGUUGAUUGCCAGUAAACCUAGGCUGUCUCCUCUUUCGGAUAACAAGACUGAUUUUGAAGAUGUGACUCUUCCAGUUGCUCUUAUAAGAUAUAAUGACAUUGUAGAUAUGCAGCUGACACUUGGAAAUGAAGUUAAUGUGACUCUGUAUUCACCGCCUUUGCCAGAGUUUGACUGCAGUAUGGUUGUCAUCUUCCUAAUUGCUGUGUUUACAGUGGCACUAGGAGGCUACUGGAGCGGAGUAGCAGAACUUGAGAAUUUGAAAGCGAUAGCAAGUCCUGGGGAGAGAGAAACAAGACGGAAGAAGGAAGAAAAUGUUACUUUCACCCCUGUGACAGUUAUCUUGUUUGUUGUCAUCUGUUGUGUCAUGCUGGUCUUACUUUAUUUCUUUUACAAAUGGCUAGUGUAUGUUAUAAUAUCAGUCUUCUGCUUGGCAUCUGCAAUGAGUCUAUACAACUGUCUUGCGGCAUUAAUAGGAGAAAUACCAUUUGGGCAGUGCAGGAUUGCAUGUUGCAACAAAAACAUUGAAGUGAGGCUUAUUUUUCUUGCUGUAUUCUGCGCAGCAGCAGCUGUUGUCUGGGCAGUGUUUCGAAAUGAAGAUAGGUGGGCUUGGAUUUUGCAAGAUAUUUUGGGAGUUGCUUUCUGCCUAAACUUUAUUAAAACACUGAAAAUGCCCAACUUUAAGUCCUGUGUGAUACUUCUAGGCCUUCUCCUUCUAUAUGAUGUGUUUUUUGUCUUCAUAACACCCUUUAUCACAAAGAAUGGGGCAAGUAUAAUGGUUGAAGUUGCAGCUGGCCCUUUUGGAAAUAGUGAAAAGAAUGAUGGAAACUUGGUGGAAGUCCCUACUGAACGCUCAGCUCCCCAUGAGAAAUUACCCGUGGUUAUUAGAGUGCCUAGACUCGAAUACUCUGCAUCGACACUGUGUGACAUGCCAUUUUCAUUGUUGGGAUUUGGAGACAUUAUUGUCCCAGGGCUUCUGGUUGCCUAUUGUCGAAGAUUUGAUGUUCAAACACGCUCAUCUUCUGUGUACUACAUUUCCUGUACGAUAGCUUAUGCCAUUGGUAUGGUGCUGACUUUCAUUGUUUUGGCAUUAAUGAAGAUGGGACAACCUGCCCUUCUCUAUCUUGUACCAUGUACACUCAUUACUAGCUCAUUUGUUGCUUGGAGGCGCAAAGAGAUGAAGAAGUUUUGGAAAGGAAGCAGCUACCAGGUAUCGGACUCCUCCAGGACGCCUUUGCUACAAGAUGAUGGAACACCUGGAUUAUACAGGAAAUGAAGAAAGCACAGCAUCAGCCAGUGAACAGCCUGGAGGACAAUAACAUGUAGGAUCCUGAUUUAAAAUAGUAUUCAAAUUUUCUACAAAUUAAUUACAGUAAAUUUGGUGAGGUUUUACAGUAGAGUAUUUCCUACUCUGUGUAAAAGGGUUUUUUACUCCCACACCUAUAUUUUUAUGGAAAAUAUUGUUAAUAACAUAAAAAUAAUCAAAAUAGACUUGCAUUUUUACAGCCAAACCAUAGCUAGUAAAACCGUGCCUUAUUUCAAUUUAAAUAAAAGGAUAUUUUCUAUGCAA
This is a messenger RNA of Leptosomus discolor (cuckoo roller), 1845 nucleotides long. NCBI's taxonomy places the organism in Eukaryota, Metazoa, Chordata, Aves, Leptosomiformes, Leptosomidae. The record is from RefSeq and is a predicted model, not a curated record.